AUGGCGAACGCCGAGGUGAGCGUCCCUGUGGGCGAUGUGGUGGUUGUACCAAGUGACGGCAACGAAGGGGAGAACCCGGAGGAUACCAAAACCCAAGUGAUCUUGCAGCUCCAGCCGGUGCAGCAGGGUCUGCUCAUGGGUGGCCACUUUCCCGACAGGAUUUACCAGGAGGGCUCGGAGGCUGGGGCUGCCGUGGUGGCUGUUGAGACCCACACCCUGCACAAGCUGGAGGAAGGGCUGGACCCCAGCACCAUUGAAACAAACGAGGAGAUUGAGAUUGCCUAUCCCAUCACCUGUGGGGAGAGCAAAGCCAUCUUGCUCUGGAAGAAGUUUGUUUGUCCAGGAAUUAAUGUCAAGUGUGUAAAGUUCAAUGACCAACUGAUCAGUCCCAAGCAUUUUGUUCACCUGGCUGGGAAGUCUACCCUGAAGGACUGGAAGAGAGCCAUUCGCCUGGGAGGAAUCAUGCUGAGGAAGAUGAUGGACUCAGGGCAAAUCGACUUCUACCAGCACGACAAGGUUUGCACCAAUACCUGCAGAAGCACCAAGUUUGAUCUCCUCAUCAGCAGUGCCAGGGCGCCAGUGCCAGGCCAGCAGAGUGUGGUGCAGACUCCUACAUCUGCUGAUGGGAGCAUCACCCAGAUAGCACUGUCGGAGGAGAGCAUGGAGGAGGGCAUUGAGUGGAACUCAGCCCUGACAGCUGCGGUCACUGUGGCCACUGAGGAGGGCAUGAAGAAGGACAUGGAGGAGAUCUCAGAGGACACGCUGAUGUUCUGGAAAGGAAUAGCUGAUGUGGGGCUGAUGGAAGAGGUAGUGUGCAACAUCCAGAAGGAGAUUGAAGAGGUCCUGAGAGGUGUCCAGCAGAGGCUGGGUCAGUCUCCCUUCCAGAUGACAGAUGCUGCAGUCUUGAACAAUGUUGCCCACACUUUUGGCCUGAUGGAUACAGUCAAGAAGGUUCUGGACAACAGGAAAAACCAGACAGAGCAAGGAGAGGAGCAGUUUCUUUACACACUGGCAGACCUGGAGCGGCAGCUGGAAGAGCAGAAGAAACUGGCCAAGGACCAGAAGACAAAGUCCCAAACCAUCCAGAACGUGGUGCUGAUGCCAGUCAGCGCCCCCAAGCCCCCCAAGCGACCCCGCCUGCAGCGCCCAGCCUCCGCCACUGUCCUCAGCCCCUCCACUCCCAUCCAGCAGCCGCAGUUCACUGUCAUCUCCCCCAUCGCCAUUGCCCCUGUUGGCCAGCAGUUCUCCAUGGGCAACAUCCCUGUGGCAACCAUUAGCCAGGGCUCCAGCCCAGUGACUGUUCACACCUUGCCCUCUGGCUCCCAGCUCUUCCGGUAUGCCACAGUGGUGUCCUCUUCGAAGACCAGCUCCUCUGACACUGUCACCCUGCACCCAUCCUCCAGCCUGGCACUGCUGAGCUCGGCAGCCAUGCAGGACAGCAGUGCCCUGGCAAACAUGGCCACCGUGGUCAACCCUGUGGAACUGGUGGCCAUGGAGUCUGGCCUGACUUCCACCAUCCAGGCUGUGGAGGGCACAUCAGAGGAUGGGCAGACCAUCAUCGAGAUUGACCCUGCGCCGGACCCUGAAGUAGACACGGACGAGGCAGAGGGCAAAGCUGUGAUCCUGGAGACAGAGCUGAGGACUGAGGAGAAAGUGGUGGGGGACAUGGAGGACCAUCAGCACCAGGUCCAUAACGUGGAGAUUGUGGUCUUGGAGGACUAGUGGGGAAGGCAAGCAUUGGUUUGGGGAAGAGUUGAGAAGUUACUUUAUUUUGGGCUUUUUUGUUAAGCAUCUUUUCCAGCCACCCAAUUUGUUCCCAUGGAUAUUCUUAUUGGACUGCACAGAACAGAGAGAGAAUUUGGAGUUUUGAACAAACAAAGCUGGAUAAACGUGGGAGACCUGGAAAAGACUCCAGCUCCGUGGAGCACUGAACAAUACCACCUGUUGGCAGGGGCAUGGAGAUUGGAUGUCUGCUAACAGCCUAGCUGGGAGGAACUGGAGGAGGGCUCCCAGCAUGAGUCCUCCCGGUGCUUCUGCUCCUCCCUUCCCUGGCCCUCAUCGCUGAUUUCAGAGGGACAGUCAGCAGUGGCUGGAGCGUUGGUGUCACUGUGAGAGAGGUGAUGGCUUGGGGUGGAACAGGUACCUCACUUGUGUUGUUUUCCCCCAGGAAGGGGCUUCUGUCGACUCUUCACUGUCACCUCAACCAGGAUUUUUUAAUGCUGAUUAUUCUAGUUUUGGGGAAGGCAACAGUAACCCUGCCUUUACUGUUCCUAUUCUCCUCCUCCACACACAUUGGGUUUAUAUAUUGUUCUUUGGGGGGUUGUUUGUGUUUUUUGUGUGUGUUUUUGUUUGUUUGUUUGUUUGUUUUUAAUUUGUUUGCUCUCACCCUUCCCAGAUUUCCCAGCUGCAAAGCCCUGGAACUCCUCUACCCAGUCUCAGGGUCACUCUAUCCCAAUCCCACCUUUGCCUGUGGCACUUUUCCCCCAUCCCUUUCCCCACCCAGCCGAGGUCAGUGCUGCAGCCUUGGCUUGGAGCCUCCGAGAUCACUUCUGAGCUUUUUGCAUAAAGGCAAAAUCUUCCCUGGAGCUGCAGCUCCAGCAGCUGCCCUGGGGCUGGGCACCAUGGGACUGCACAGAGCAUGUUGUGCUGCUGCUGGCCAGGAGAGCUGUGCUCCAGAUCAGGGCAGCUCCUGUUUACACGGUGUGCUGGGGCUGCUCCCUGCUUGUUGCUACUUGUUUGGUGGCUUAAGUUUUGCAAUUUUGGUUUAUUUCUUUUUUCUUCCUGUAAUCUCUUAGCAGGAUUAGAACUGGCACGUCACUGAAAUGCCUGCCCUGUGAUUUGCUGCCUUUCCCUCUUUUUGGUUUGGUUUGGUUUGUGCCCUGUGGCUGGGGGUCCCUUGGGUUUGGCCAUGGUGGGAAGAUGGCAGGAGGGAAGCA
Indicator indicator is the source of this 2936-nucleotide messenger RNA. It is a transcript of the gene GMEB1, whose product is annotated as glucocorticoid modulatory element binding protein 1. The transcript is spliced from 9 exons. Gene Ontology annotation, biological process: positive regulation of transcription by RNA polymerase II. Gene Ontology annotation, cellular component: nucleus. Gene Ontology annotation, molecular function: RNA polymerase II cis-regulatory region sequence-specific DNA binding; DNA-binding transcription activator activity, RNA polymerase II-specific. Lineage: Eukaryota; Metazoa; Chordata; Aves; Piciformes; Indicatoridae. Bases 1 to 1722 code for a protein of 573 amino acids. The record is from RefSeq and is a predicted model, not a curated record.